Messenger RNA from Tinamus guttatus (white-throated tinamou), 252 nucleotides. Lineage: Eukaryota; Metazoa; Chordata; Aves; Tinamiformes; Tinamidae. The record is from RefSeq and is a predicted model, not a curated record.
UGCUACCGCAUGGUGGGCGGCAUCCUGGUGGAGCGCACGGUGCGGGAGGUGCUGCCCGCGCUGGAGAGCAACAAGGAGCAGGUGCGAAAAUCCCGUGAUUCGCUGACCCAGCAGCUGCAGGCGAAGGGCCGCGAGCUGAACGACUUCCGCGAGCUGCACAACAUCCGGCUGGUGGGCGAGGAGGAGCCGCGCGCGCCGCGGGACGGCGCCGAGGGCGCCAAGAGCGGCGCCGCCGGCGUGCUGGUCUCCUAG